Messenger RNA from Cavia porcellus (domestic guinea pig), 699 nucleotides. RefSeq names its product large ribosomal subunit protein eL43-like. Gene Ontology annotation, molecular function: structural constituent of ribosome. The record is from RefSeq and is a predicted model, not a curated record. Gene Ontology annotation, cellular component: ribosome. Gene Ontology annotation, biological process: translation. The transcript has a single exon. Lineage: Eukaryota; Metazoa; Chordata; Mammalia; Rodentia; Caviidae.
AUGGCCAAAUGCACCAAGAAGAUCUGCAUUGUGGAUGAAUAUGGGACCUGCUAUGGUGCCUCACUCUGGUAAAUGCUGAAGAAAAUUAAAAUCAACUAGCACCCCAAGUACACCUGCUCCUUCUGUGGCAAAACCAAGAUGGGUAAAUGGCCUGUAGGGAUCUGGCACUUUGGUUCUUGCAUGGAAACAGUCACUGGUGGUGCCUGGACCUACAAUACCAUUUCUGUGGUCACAAUUAAGUCAGCCAGCAGCAGACUAAAGGAAUUGAAGUAGAAGCUCUAGUAUUUGAGACAUCCCUAGCCUAUAAUAAAUGGGUAAAUUUAUGUAAAAUAAAAUAAAUUUUUAAAAAAAGUGUCCUUUGGGGUAGGUAUGGUAACGUAGCUGGAGAACUCAGGAAAGCCAAGGAAGCUGGCAGAUGGAGAUGGAGAAGGUGGAAGUGAUUAGGAACCAGGGAUGACUCACCUUUCACCACAAGGGAUUCCCGUACUAACUCUUCCAGUAGGGUUUGUAAGUCUGACACAAAAGACAUUGAGUGCCCCAGGAGGUCAAAGAUAGGGAUGUCUUCAUGCCUUAAAAAGACUGGGUGGCAGCAAAGUAGUCUAGGAAGAUAUUCCCAAGCUUUGGAGCCAGGAAGACAGAAGUGAAAUCUGAACAAGUUUCUUGACCUCUUUGAGUACUACCAAGCACAAUAGUGGUGCC